Molecule: messenger RNA, 3166 nt
Organism: Hypoxylon trugodes
Lineage: Eukaryota; Fungi; Ascomycota; Sordariomycetes; Xylariales; Hypoxylaceae
Product: cobalamin-independent methionine synthase
Exons: 4
Coding region: 444-2744 (766 amino acids)
Molecular function (GO): 5-methyltetrahydropteroyltriglutamate-homocysteine S-methyltransferase activity; zinc ion binding
Source: RefSeq, a predicted model, not a curated record
CCAAUAAAAUAAUGGAAAGGGCACUAAGAUGAGCAAAAAGUAUACUUGUAUUUGCUGGAGUAUCUCUUACCCCCCGCUUUCGGACCCUGAAAUUCUGCAUCCCGCUGGAUUUCUAUUAGCUCCUGGUUGGUUAGCUCAUAGCACGACAAAUUGGAAAAAAUUGUUAACCCCUCAUACCUUGACACAGACCACAAACCAAAGGAGCUUUCUUCAUAAGAACCCCUCCACCGCCCUCUCCUUGCUUACAACUUAUACCUUUCUCCUCCUUCUUCCCUCUUCUUUUUCUUUCUUCUUUCUCAGAUAUCUUCUCAUUCUUACUCUUGACAAUUGAUAUUUCGAGUAUCAAUUAGUCUAACUCUUCAAUUAAUAGGGAGAGAGUUGGAAGAAACAAUCUGUUAUUCUCAAAACCCCUCUUUUCCCAGAUACCUCGAAUCACCGUCAAGAUGGUUCAAUCGGCUGUUCUGGGUUUCCCCCGUAUGGGUGUGAACCGUGACCUGAAGAAGGCCACCGAAGCUUACUGGGCUGGCAACAUCUCCCAAGCUGACCUCCUUACCGAGGCCAAGCGUCUUCGUCUUGCUCACUGGAAGAUCCAGAAGGAUGCCGGUGUAGACAUCAUCCCCAGCAACGACUUUGCUCUCUACGACCAAGUCCUCUCCCACAUCCAGGACUUCGGUGCCGUUCCUGAGCGAUACUCGAGCGCUAACCUUGAUCGAGUCGAUGAAUACUUUGCUAUGGGCCGUGGCCACCAGAAGGGCGGUGUAGACGUUCCCAGUUUGGAGAUGGUAAAAUGGUUUGACUCCAACUACCACUACGUCAAGCCUACUCUACAAGACAACCAGACCUUCAAGCUCACCGCCAACCCCAAGGCUGUCGUUGAGUACGUUGAGGCCAAGGAGGCUGGUAUCAACACCCGACCUGUUCUAGUCGGACCCGUAUCUUUCCUUCACUUGGGUAAGGCCGACCGUGGACAGAGCGUCAACCCCAUUGACCUUCUUGACAAGCUUCUACCUGUCUACGAGGAGCUCCUCGUCAAGCUCAAGGAGGCUGGUGCCGAGUCUGUCCAGAUUGACGAGCCUGUUCUCGUCUUUGACUUGCCUGCCAAGUCCAAGGCUGCCUUCAAGCCCGCCUAUGAGAAGUUCGCUUCAUUGGCUGGCAAGAUCCCCAACCUAGUAUUCACCACCUACUUCGGUGACAUUGUCCACAACCUUGACCUCCUUCCCAAGGACAUUUAUGCUGUCCAUAUCGACCUUGUCCGUAACCCCGAGCAACUCGAGGCUGUCCUAGGUGCCCUCGGACCUAAGACCGCCUUGUCCGUUGGUGUUGUCGACGGCCGAAACAUCUGGAAGACCAACCUGAAACGUGCCAUCGAGGUUGCCGAGACUGCCAUCCAAAAGUUCGGAAAGGAUCGUGUCAUUGUCGCUACCUCCAGCUCUCUUCUCCACACCCCCCACACCCUCGCCAGCGAGAAGAAGCUGGACCCCGAGAUUGCUGAUUGGUUCUCAUUCGCAUCUGAGAAGGCUGUUGAGAUUGCCGUCAUUGCUAAGGCCGUUACUGACGGACCUGCUUCCGUGCGUGAGGCUCUAGAGGCUAACGCCAAGUCCCUAAACGCCCGUGCUACCUCGAAGCGAACAAACAACCCCCAGGUUAAGGACAGACAAUCCAAGAUUGCCCCCUCGGACUACAACCGCAAGUCUGAGUUCCCCUCCCGAAUCUCCCAGCAACAAAAGAAGCUUAACCUUCCUCUCUUCCCUACCACCACCAUCGGCUCUUUCCCCCAAACUAAGGAAAUCCGAGUCCAGCGAAACAAGUUCACCAAGGGUGAAAUCACUGAGGCUCAAUAUGACAAGUUUAUUGAGCAAGAGAUUGACAUGAACGUCAAGAUCCAGGAUGAGCUCGAGCUGGACGUCUACGUUCACGGUGAGCCUGAGCGAAACGACAUGGUUCAGUACUUCGGUGAGCGUUUGGACGGCUAUGCCUUCACUACGCACGCCUGGGUUCAGAGCUACGGUUCCCGAUGUGUGAGACCUCCUAUCAUUGUCGGAGACAUCUCGCGCCCGGCCCCCAUGACCGUUAAGGAGUCUAAGUACGCCGUGUCGGUCUCUAAGAAGCCCAUGAAGGGUAUGUUGACUGGUCCCGUCACCUGCUUACGAUGGUCUUUCCCUCGUGACGACGUCCACCAGUCCAUCCAGGCUGAGCAACUUGCUCUUGCCCUACGUAACGAAGUUGUCGACCUUGAGAAGGCCGGCAUCGACGUCAUCCAGGUUGACGAGCCUGCCCUUCGUGAGGGUCUACCCCUCCGAGCUGGCAAGGAGCGUCAGGCUUACCUUGACUGGGCUGUCAAGGCCUUCAGACUCUCCACUGUCGGUGUUGAGGAUUCUACUCAGAUCCACUCUCACUUCUGCUACUCUGAGUUCCAGGACUUCUUCCACGCCAUCGCUGCUCUCGACGCUGACGUGCUUUCCAUUGAGAACAGCAAGUCUGACUCGAAGCUUCUAGGCGUGUUCGUUGACGAGGCCUACCCUCGCCACAUUGGACCUGGUGUCUAUGACAUCCACUCGCCUCGUGUACCCAGUGAGCAGGAGAUCAAGGACCGCAUCGAAGAAAUGCUUCAGUACCUCAAGCCUGAGCAGCUCUGGAUCAACCCUGACUGUGGUCUCAAGACCCGUCAAUGGAAGGAGACUAAGGCUGCCUUGGUCAACUUGGUCAACGCGGCCAAGUUCUUCCGUGCGAAGUACGCCAAAUAAAUGGCUCGCUCAUAGCGAGACCAAUGUUUUAAUUUUUCUUAAGAAAGUUGACGACGUUAAUUGCAUGAGGUGUGGGGAGUUGCCUGUCAAAAUUUCUUUCGGAGCUGCAUAAUCGAUUUCAACAUCGGCGUUUUAUAAGGCUGGGUUCUCAAAGGGGAUCUAUACCAAAAAAGUUCCACAGGAAAGAUUGGCGGGAAAUCAGGAGCAUUCAACAUUAAGCAUUUUACAGGGCGGGAAAGAAUUAUACCCGAAGGUCCAUCAACCGGACUUGGGAGUAGGUGGCGUUCUUGCAUUUAGUUCCCUCUUACACAGAAGGGAUUGCAUUUCGAGAUCAGAUGGGAUGCAAUGUAGAUGUAGCAUGAGUAGUCAACCCAAUUCAACUGGGCGAUGACUUGGGAAGAAUGAAAACUUCCAAAACAGUA